AUGCACCCAAUCUCUACUGCAGUGUGCAAUUGCUUGAAUGAUGGUGAGUGUACUGAAGACGGCACCUGCAACUGCCGGAAAGGUUUCCAUGGAGACCAGUGUCAACAUGCUUUCAAGACAAAGUGCCCGGGCACAAAUAAUGCAAUAUUCACCUGGAUGGCUCUUGCCAGCUUGCCGUGUUAUCCACAUCUCGACUAUGGCAGUUGCCAGAAGAAAACGAACUUCGUGCACGCCCGCGAGAUGUGCGUGAGAAGAGGAUACAACGUCGUAGACUAUAAUUCCUUCACUGGACUUGGCUUGAAGCUGGGUGUUAGUGACUGCAUAAAAUCAUUGGUGAGCGAGAUGAUGGCUAGACGUAACAGCAGUUACAGCACCCCUCUCAAGAUAUGGACAUCGUACAUGUACUUUGGUCAGCAUGUUAUUUACAAGCAAGGCAAGGACAAGUCGAGCGACGCACUAUUUGACAGGGGUGGAAGAGGCAAUCAUGAUGUCAUCUGUGAAGCCAAAUGGCUCCAGGCCAACGGUUCUGUACACGCCGCAGCAACUCCAGCACACAGACCCAGCGUGACUGAGCAGUUCGCAGAGGACGCAUGUCAGGAGUACGGACAUCAUCUCAUUACCAAGGAGUGGCUAGAAGAACAUGGCCAUGUGUUAACAGAGCGCUGGCUAGAGAAGUUGGCCUUAUUGCAUAAACACCAGCAAGCACCUUACCACGUCGCGUCAAUCCGAGUCAAUGGCCAUUCCCUUUACAGAACCGUAAUGUUUAGCGCGCGAAAGCAGACGUUUCAGAACGCCACAAGCAAAACUCAAGCCCAGAUUCUCUGUGUCAAGACAUGUGAGACCGGUGUUCUUGGACCAAACCUGAGUUGUGUGUGUAACCGCACCUCAACCUAUGGUCAAUAUUGUGAAAAGGCAUGCAAGUGCUUGAAUCAGGGUCAGUGUGACAACAAAGGUGAAUGCAGCUGCCCGAAAGGAUUCACCGGAGACAAGUGCCAACUCGUUGUGUGUACACAUCCCUGGGUGAAAAAGAACAAAGUAUGCGAAUGUACGGCCAAACUAGAUGGACCUAACUGCACAGAAGCAUGCAAAUGCUUGAAUGACGGCCAGUGCACCGAAGAUGGCACCUGCAUCUGCCGGAAACGUUUCCAUGGAGAUCAGUGUCAGAACAGUUUCAAGACAAAGUGCCUGGGUACAGAUAAGGCAAUGUACACCUGGAUGGCUCUCGCCGGCUUGCCGUGUCAUCCACACCUCGACGGUGACAGCUGCCAGAAGAAGACGAACUUGACGCAUGCCCGACAGAUGUGCAAGAGAAGAGGAUACGACGUGGUAGACUAUAAUGCCUUCACAACCCUGUCUCUGGGCGUGCGGGACUGCAUGGAAGCAUUACUCAACAAGAUGAUGGCAAGCAAUUUCAAAAACCCUAUCACAAUAUGGACAUCUUUCUUGAGGUAUGGCAAGCAUGUCAUUUACAAGGAGGGCAAGAACAACUUAAGAGAAGAGUUACAUGAUAGUAGUGGAGCAAGCCAUCUUGAUUUCGAGAUGAUGGCGAGCGGUGACAGCAACCCUAUCUCCCUAUCGUCAGGGCAAGGACAAGUUAAGAACAAGUUGAGAGAAGAGUUACAUGAUGAUGGUAGUGGAGCAAGCCAUCUUGAUGUCAAGAUGAUGGCGAGCGGUGACAGCAACCCUAUCUCCCUAUCGUCAGGGCAAGGACAAGUUAAGAACAAGUUGAGAGAAGAGUUACAUGAUGAUGGUAGUGGAGCAAGCCAUCUUGAUGUCAAGAUGAUGGCGAGCGGUGACAGAAACUCUAUCUCAAUAUCGGCAUCGCUCGAGGAGGAUGACCAAAUUAUCAUGUACCAGCAGCGCAAGAACGAGUUAAGAGAAGAGUUACUUGAUAGUAAUGGAGCAAGCCAUCAUGAUGUCAUCUGCGAAGCCAAGUGGCUUCACGCCAACUCCUCAGUAUACACCACAGCAACGCCAGCGCUGAGGCCCAACGUCACUGAGCAAUUCGCAGAGGAGGCAUGUGAGCAGUACGGACUUCACCUCAUAACCGGGGCCUGGCUGCAAGCACAUGGCCAUGUAUUAAGAGAGAGCUUCCUAGAGAGAUUGGCUAUUCGGCAAGCACCUUACCACGUCAAACCAAUCGUGGUGAACGGCAACUUCCUUUUCAGAACCGUAACGUUUAGCGAGGGAAAACAGAGGUUUGUGAACACCACAAGCAAUCACCGAGCCCAAAUCCUCUGUGUCAUGUGCAAGUGUUUGAACCAGGGUCAGUGUGAUGACAAAGGCAAAUGCAUCUGCCCGAAGGGAUUCACCGGAGACAAUUGCAAGAAGGGCUUUGGAGUUGUUCCGACUGUGCUUGCUCCGCCGUCGCUGGUGGCUGUGGUGGAGGAGGGUGGUCGUGGUGGCUCAUCGGGCCGGCUUGUGUCGCCGCCUUUGCUACUGCCGUCGGUGGUUCCUUCGUCGGUGCACCCGGCGGCUUUGGCUGGGGAGGUGCCGCUUGCCGUCCCGGUCCCACUGCCUCCUCCUGAUCCUCCGCCGUCGGCUCUUGCUGCGGUGGAGCUUGCCAGUGACAGACCGCGAGCAACACCGGCAGUGGCGUUACCACUACAAUUGCCAGCCCCAAAAAUCCCACCUUGCGUAUCAGCAGCUCCCACACCAUCACCAACAAUGCAAUCUACAGCAACCACAACUAAUCCACCCUCCAAGCCCACUAUUGAAAGACCAAGACGAUCAACAGCCAACUACAACAAAAGCUACGCACUCAAUGGACAAGGGCGUAAGGAGGGACGUGACAGCAGGGUGACGGCCGAGUCCCGUUCAAUGGACCAAGUCAGGCGGGAUAACAGAGAGAGCGCAGAGGAAGCGGAUGAUGGGACGGACGGUGAAGGGAACAGAGAGUCGGAGAGCAACUAUUGUAGUGAUGGUGAGAGUGCCGUUGUGUGCACACACCCCUGGGUGAAAAAGAACAAAGUAUGCGAAUGUAAACCCAGACUAAAUGGACCUAACUGCACAGAAGCAUGCAAUUGCCUGAAUAAUGGUCAUUGUACUGAAGACGGCACCUGCGUCUGUCCGACCGGAUUCCGGGGAGACCAAUGUCAGGACAAUUUCAGGACAAAGUGCCUGGGUACGGACAAGGUGAUGUACACCUGGACGGCUCUCGCCGGCUUGCCGUGUUUUUCAGGCAGCUGCCCGAAGAUAACCAGUUGGACGAAAGCCAGAGACGCAUGCAGUGAUAGGGGAUAUCAGCUGGUCGACUUUAAAACCUUCACCUUGCUCGGCUCAAAGCUUGGUGUGCGUGGCUGCGUAAAGUCAUUGCUCCACGAGAUGAUGGUGAACAGUAACAGCAGCCCGAUCACGAUAUGGACAUCAUCCGAGUACAAUCGUCGGCAUAUUAUUUACAAGCAGGACAAGAACAAAUCGGGUGGUGCAAUAUUUAGUGUUCAUGGGUUCGGCCUUCACAAUGUCAUCUGCGAAGCCCAAUGGCUCCAUGCCAACGAUUCUGUAUACGCCGCAGCAACUCCUGCACUCGGACCCAGCGUGACUGAGCAGUGCGCAGAGAACGCAUGUCAGCAGUACGGACUUCGCCUCAUAACCAAAGAUUGGUUACAAGAACAUGGCCAUGUGUUAAGAGAACGCUGGCUAGAGAGAUUGGCUUUAGAUAAGUCCGACGGAUUAGGUUACCACGUCGCGCCAAUCCUGGUCAAUGGUCAGUCCCUUUACAGAACAGUAAAAUUUAGCAGACAACAUGUGACGUUUAAGAACAAAACAAGCCAUGAGGAUGCCAAGAUUCUCUGUGUCAAGUCCUGUGGGAGCGGUGUUCUUGCACCAAGCAUGAGUUGUGUAUGUAACCGCACCCUGUCCUACGGUGAAGAAUGUGAAAAGGCAUGCAAGUGCUUGAACCAAGGUGAGUGUGAUAACAAAGGUGAAUGCUGCUGCCCUAGGGGAUUCACCGGCCACCAUUGCCAACUCGUUGUGUGCGAGGAACCCUGGGUGAAAAAGAGCAAAGUGUGUGAAUGUCAACCGGGACUAGAUAGACCCAACUGCACAGAAGCAUGUAAUUGCUUGAAUGACGGUCAGUGCACUGACGAUGGCAGUUGCAACUGCCGGAACGGUUUCCAUGGAGACAAGUGUCAGCAUACUUUCAAGACAAAGUGCCUGGGUACAGAUAACGCAACGUACACCUGGAUGGCUCUCGCCAGCUUGCCGUGUCAUCCACACCUCGACGGUGACAGCUGCCAGAAGAAAACGAACUUGACGCAUGCUCGCCAGAUGUGCACAAGAAGAGGAUACAACGUGGUAGACCAUGAUUCCUUCACCAAUCAGACGCUUGGCGUGCGCGACUGCAUGGAAGCAUUGCUCAACGAGAUGGUGACGAGCUCUUACAGCAACCCUACUUCAAUAUGGACAUCGUUCGUGAAGGAUGACCAACAUCUCAUAUACCAGCAGGGCAAGAACAGUUUGACUAAAGAAUUGUAUGAUAGUGAUGGAACAAGCCGUCAUGAUGUCAUCUGCGAAGCGAAGUGGCUCCAUUACAACGACUCGGUAUACGCCGCAGCCACGCCAUCACUGAAACCCAACGUGACUGAGCAGUUUGCAGAGGAGGCAUGUCAGGAGUACGGACUUCACCUCAUAACCUAUGACUGGCUGCAAGCACAUGGCCAUGUAUUAAGAGAGCGCUGGCUAGAUAGAUUGGCUCUUCGGCACGCACCUUACCACGUCAAACCAAUCCGAGUGAAUGGCAACUCCCAUUACAUAACUGUAACGUUUAGAAAUCGCAGUAAUCCAUUUCAAAAUUCCACAAUUAAUCGCCAGGCCAAAAUCCUCUGUGUCAAGCACUGUGCUAAUGGCGUUCUGGCCCAGGACCUGAGUUGCAAGUGCAACCGCACUGUCUUCUAUGGAGAAUACUGUGAAAAGGACGACUGCAAGUGCUUGAACCAGGGUCAGUGUGACAACGAGGGUAAAUGCAUCUGCCCGACAAGAUUCUACGGAGAACAUUGCCAACUCGAGUGCAGAACAUGUCUGAACCAGGGUCGCUGUAAUGAAGACGGCACCUGCACCUGCGCUGAAGGAUGGAUUGGUGACCGGUGCCAGACUCGGUGUGCGGACACGGACCCAUGCUGCGUGAACAAGCGCAUCGUGACACGCCGGGAUCAGGUCUGCCGUGCCGCCACCAGCGACUGUGACGUGGAGGAGUACUGCGACGGCGAGAAUGCCACAUGUCCACAGGACCUGACCGCACGCAACGGCUGGCCUUGCUCCAAUAGUCAAGCAUCCUGCUGGAGUGGAGUUUGCCAAUCACGAACUGGCCAGUGUCAGAGUGUCUGGAACGAUAUGGAUCAAGGGUCAGCUCCUGAGGAUUGCUUCGCGAUCAUGAACGUUUUUGGAGAACGUACGGGUAACUGUGGUUUCAAAUCGUCCAAUUCCACCCCAGGAUCCUAUGCAGCCUGUGCGGCUGGAGAUGCCCUAUGUGGUAGUUUGUUCUGCCUUCCAGUUGCUCGAAAGAACCAACCCAGUAGUGAUGUUCUGUCAAAAACCGUUCCCGUACGCGGUGAUGGCGGUAUAAUCAGGUGCAAUGGUUUGUACGCGUCCCCGCCAAGAAGCCACGAUGACCCAUCGCUCGUGAAGGACGGAACACGCUGUGAUGCCAGCGGCGCUAACAAGGACCUCGUGUGCCACAAGCAACGCUGCGUGGACCAGUCUCGAGUCACCAGUCAGUGUUCGGUCGAUGCUGACAGCGGCAAAGAGUGUGGUGGAGUCGGUGUCUGUACAAAUGUAACAACCUGCCUUUACCAACCCACACCUGAGAGCAACGAGUUCGCUAACACUACCCAGGCUGCUACACCCACGACCAGUUACUCAAUAACCAAACCAACGAGCGACCCAGCCACAACUACUCCAACCGAAGUCGUCUAAUAGAGUGACGGUGAUGAACAGUGCAGUGCAUGAAGUGUCAGUAAUUGUAACUAGUUACUCAUAAACCGGGGGGAAUACUACCGACAGGACUAACCUGGUGCCCUUCCACUUACCCACCGAUCUUCCAUAGCAUCCACAAUUCGGUCCAGGAAACUCGACAGGCACAUGCAGUCGGUGUUACUCCAACAGAACGUUUCCAGGACGUGAAGAGCCUGGCUAACCAAGUGUCUUUCCAGUCCUGAUAAUUUCCUCCCAUUGUAAAUUUCAAAUCUGCAAUUUCAGAUCAGUGAAAAUCUGAGGCAGACUGAUGUCCCAUAACCCGCUACGGCUGAGUAAUUAUGUCGUAUUCUAAUUAGUAAUUAUGCAUCUAUUAUUUGCAAGAUGAUGAGGGCAAUAAUAGAUUGAUUCCGACAUAGCAUACCUUAACUGGUUUAGCUUUGUUGUUGUGUAUUGUACUAGCACAUAGUAUAUUCAUAAGUCGUCUACAUUGCUUAUUUAUAAACAGAUGUUCUCAGUUGUUACUUAGUCUUUUAAUGUGUUCCCCAAGUUCUUUGACUGAGAAUCUGGCAGUUUGGGCUCAAGUCAUUUGGCUCCAGUUUUUUUUCUUUUUUCAUUUCUAACUCUUGUUUCUAAGUUGAGGAAAAGUUCUCAA
Molecule: messenger RNA, 6565 nt
Organism: Sycon ciliatum
Lineage: Eukaryota; Metazoa; Porifera; Calcarea; Leucosolenida; Sycettidae
Exons: 27
Coding region: 1-5913 (1970 amino acids)
Source: RefSeq, a predicted model, not a curated record